Messenger RNA from Sipha flava (yellow sugarcane aphid), 1755 nucleotides. RefSeq names its product DNA repair protein XRCC3. The transcript is spliced from 6 exons. The coding region runs from base 704 to 1681 and encodes 325 amino acids. The record is from RefSeq and is a predicted model, not a curated record. Gene Ontology annotation, cellular component: replication fork; Rad51C-XRCC3 complex. Gene Ontology annotation, molecular function: four-way junction DNA binding; ATP binding; ATP-dependent DNA damage sensor activity. Gene Ontology annotation, biological process: double-strand break repair via synthesis-dependent strand annealing; resolution of mitotic recombination intermediates; t-circle formation. NCBI's taxonomy places the organism in Eukaryota, Metazoa, Arthropoda, Insecta, Hemiptera, Aphididae.
UGCCCGCAUGGUCGCCGUUAAAUAGCGUCUUGCGUGCGCGUGCGACCUUGGGCCCAAUACUGUGUUGCGGUCGUCGUAAUAAUAAUUGCGAAUAAUUAUUUUAUUUGUUCUAUAGACCAGUUAGUUAAUAGGUCUAUGAUUUCCAAUAAAAUAUUUCGAUUUCUCAUCAUUAAUCCGUUCGCACCACCACCACCAGCAGCGUGCCGUCAACCGUCCGGUGGAAUGAAGUUGACUCUAAUUGAAGUGACCUCUAUAUUUCCAUAAACUAUUACACGAUAACAUAUUGGUACAGUGCCGUCGUCAGUCGGGCAAGCAACUUGGGCAACUACCUCGGACUUUAAAAUAAAUUCUCGGAGGCCCAUAGUUAGAAUAGUUAGGUGCACGAAAACCGUUUAACGUUAGAACCUCGCAAAAGCUAGCAACGGCACUGAAUCGGUUUAUUAUGCGCAGUUCUCACUGGAUCUGCCCGACCGCGGUUAUUAACUCAGUAGCGGAAGAGUGGUGAUCGUGCAGUUAUCAGUUAUCAUCCGCGCGUGACUAAUACCCCCUUGCCCCGGGCGUUCUCGUCACACGCGCGUUUCCCAUGCCGAGGACGAACGCCGUCCAGCGUCCCUCAGUCUACUCGUUGGACGACGGAGUGUUGUUAUCUUAGCCGACGGAUAUUGCGGGAUUAUGACAUGUGCCCGUACGCUCGUUGCCCGAAAUGAACUCGUCACCUGCGGACAACGUAGACCUGGACCUGACCGUGUUCGACCCGCACACGCAGGCCGCCUUGAUCCGAGGUGGUUUUUUAGUACCAAAGAAUAUUUUAAAUUAUACAGAGACUCAAUUUAGAAAAAAAGUCAAUUUGACAGCAGCGGCUGCUCGUCAUGUUUUUAUCGAAGCAGCCAAAAUAAGCACUGCAAACGUCAAUCGUGAUAAAGAAGUUACAAAUCAAGUUAUUACUACUGGCUGUAAAAAAAUUGAUAAAGCUUUAGGUGGAGGCUUAUUCAAAUGUGGUAUCACAGAGAUCUCAGGUGAAAGUGGCUGUGGAAAAACACAAUUUUGCUUACAGAUUGCACUCACUGUUCAAUUACCAUUACCACUUAAAGGAGCAAAAUCUGGAGUUGCAUAUAUUUGUACCGAAGAUAGAUUUCCUUCAAGUAGAAUGCAACAAAUGAUAUCCAAUAUUCGUUUUAAAUAUCAAUGUGAUAACAACAAUGAUAUGAAUGAACUAUGUCAAACGGACUAUGGAGACAAUAUUCUGAUUACUCAUGUAGCAACUGUGGAAGACUUAAAAAAAUGCAUCCACGAGAUGCUUCCAAAAGCACUCCAACAUAGACCUUUAAAACUCAUAAUUAUUGACAGCAUCACAGCUGUAUUUCGUGGUGAAUACACCUUGAGUAAUGCUCCUCGCAGGUCAAGAGAUCUCAGAGAUGUAGCAUGUUAUCUACACAAGCUAUCAGUUGAAUAUGGAUUGUGGAUCAUAUGUGUUAAUCAGGUAACAUCAUCAAUGUUUGAUAUUGAAGGAAAGAAUUUAGUACCAUCAUUGGGCCUUUCGUGGGCCAAUUUGGUGACUACUAGACUUAUGAUGUCCAAAACACCAUGUUCCAGAUUCAUAGAAGUGAUAUUCAGCCCCCAUACGGCUUCAAAAAGAGUUCCUUUUGUAGUUACUGAACGAGGGAUUGAAUCCAUUAACUAAAAUACUUUUAAUUAAGUCAACAAAAGUAAUAUUUUUAUCUUAUUGUUUUUAAUGAUCAGUCAUGAUGUUUUUUU